This is a messenger RNA of Amaranthus tricolor (Joseph's coat), 1264 nucleotides long. RefSeq lists its product as uncharacterized. The record is from RefSeq and is a predicted model, not a curated record. The transcript has 3 exons. The coding region runs from base 267 to 827 and encodes 186 amino acids. Lineage: Eukaryota; Viridiplantae; Streptophyta; Magnoliopsida; Caryophyllales; Amaranthaceae.
UUCUAUUGAUGAAUUCGAUUUGCCUCAGUUAUACUUGGUUCCUUCUUCGCUGAUUCGCUUCUCCCCAUAUCUGUUCUCCGUUCCAGAAUCCAGCCCCCUGCCCCUCCGCCAGCACCACUGUAGCCCAGCCACCUCCUCCAACUGGAAGACGCCAGCACCAGCCUGAAGCCACCGCCCACCACCACCAGUAAAUUUGGCACAUACAAAUUUCCACGUAUAUCGUCCAGCUUUAUCUCCUUAAUCGAUCGAAGCUUCAGUAAAUUUCCAUGGCGUUUUCCUCCACAUCUACGGCACCAAACUGGGAUUCAAACGAAUGGGAAGUUGUAAACGACGACGGUUUUGUUUACAAACACAAAAAACGUCGUAUUGAUCCUACUUCCAUUGCUCGUGCUCCAGAUCCUCAAAUAGAUCCUUCUCUUGAAAUUAACAAGAAGAGGAAGAGAAGACGCGCAGAUUUGCGAAAGAUAAUACAGAAAUACCAAACUGAAAUUGAUCGAUGGGUUAAUUUAUCUAAUACUUUGAAGUUAAUUGAAGAAAAUGCUAAAUCUGUGGUUGUAGAAAUUGAUUCACAGGAUUCUGGUAGAGGGAAAUUGAAAGAAUCUGCUAAAUCUAAAGUGGUUUCAUUGCAGAAUCAUUCUGAUACUUUGAUUGAUGACUAUCUGUUGCAGGUGGAAAAACAAGAAGCAAUGAUCCACAAAUUUGAGCAUCUUUGUGAUGCAGCAGAAGCUUUGUGCAAGGCCCAGGACGAGAUUAUUAAACAACGAUUCUUGGAUCUCUCAAUCUGGAGUUCCCCUCACGAACUUAUGGCAUCGCUUUGCGAGGAUUGACCACUGAUGGCCUGCUUCUCGUUCUUGUAUUAGGCUUUGUCUGAAUGUGAGCUAGCUUUCUGCAGGCAUAAGGUUAGUGAAUCAGUGUUCUAUAUAGAGCUAAAAACAAUGUCUUAUGUAUAUUUCACAUAGGUAGAGGAUUUUGUAAAUGAAUGUUUUCACUUUUCAGUCCUUUCUUAUGUUGAAUGUGUUUCUUUCAAAAGGUGAGGGUUGCUUUGUAGGUGCUAGUUAUCUUUCUGUAAGUGUAUGUGAGGGGAUUCAAUCCCGAAUUGGAUCUUGUUCACUAUAUAGUACUAUGAAGCAGUGUCACAUAAUUCACUUAUCUCCUCGUGAAUUGUGAAUUCAGUUAGGAAUUAGCUAGCGAAUUAUGCUACACUGGUACGAAGUAUGUUUCAAUGAAAUCGGAUAAUUUUUGUGGGUGAACUUUUUUGCCUAUU